Trichosporon asahii var. asahii CBS 2479 is the source of this 483-nucleotide messenger RNA. Its product is annotated as fission-related protein. The record is from RefSeq and is a predicted model, not a curated record. Gene Ontology annotation, biological process: peroxisome fission; autophagy of mitochondrion; mitochondrial fission. Bases 1 to 483 code for a protein of 160 amino acids. Gene Ontology annotation, molecular function: protein binding. The transcript has 5 exons. Lineage: Eukaryota; Fungi; Basidiomycota; Tremellomycetes; Trichosporonales; Trichosporonaceae. Gene Ontology annotation, cellular component: peroxisomal membrane; mitochondrial outer membrane.
AUGGCCUCCAUCGCCACCGACCUGCCGUACGCGGCUGAGGCGGAGACGUCGCUGAGUUACGACGAGCUCGAGGUUCUCAGGAAUCAGUACUACAAGGAGAUUGAGAGCGGGCACGUCACGACGCAGUCCAAGUUCAACUAUGGUGAGCUCUCUCUGCAGGACCUGAUAGCUGACAGCAGGAUGGGGACUGGUCAAGUCGAGCGCGGCCGAGUUACAGACGGAGGGCGUCAAGCUGCUGCAGGGGAGUGCACCUACUACAUCGCGGUGGGAUACUACAAGCUGCGCAACUACACGUACGCACGAAAGUUCAACGACCUCCUCCUCGCCGUCGAGCCCGAGAACAUGCAGGCCCAGUCGCUGCGCCAGCUCAUCGACCGCGCCGUCGCCCGGGACGGCUACAUCGGCAUGGGCAUCCUCGCCGGUGCGACGGCGAUCACGGGCAUCGUCGCGGCCGCGCUCAUCAAGCGCGCCACGAGGAAAUAG